Molecule: messenger RNA, 3549 nt
Organism: Mizuhopecten yessoensis (Yesso scallop)
Lineage: Eukaryota; Metazoa; Mollusca; Bivalvia; Pectinida; Pectinidae
Product: parafibromin-like
Exons: 14
Coding region: 33-1661 (542 amino acids)
Biological process (GO): positive regulation of transcription elongation by RNA polymerase II; transcription elongation by RNA polymerase II
Cellular component (GO): Cdc73/Paf1 complex
Molecular function (GO): RNA polymerase II complex binding
Source: RefSeq, a predicted model, not a curated record
AGUAUUCGAUCAUUUCCGCUUAAUCCACCACCAUGGCGGAUGUAUUGAGUUUAGUUCGGCAAUACAAUAUCAACAAGAAGGAGAUCAUCGAGAAGGAUGAUCAGGUGAUUUUUGGUGAACUUGCGUGGCCAUCCAAUGUGAAGACUAACUAUGUCGUAUGGGGUACUGGAAAAGAUGGAAUCGUCAAAGAGUACUACACACUAGACUGCAUACUCUUCCUGCUGAGGAAUGUUCACCUACAGCAUCCACUGUAUGUCAGAGAGGCUGCAGCUGCAGAGGUACCAGUGGUACGUCGACCAGACAGAAAAGAUUUGCUCAGCUAUCUCAAUGGCGAAACUACAUCCUCAGCAAGCAUUGACAAGAGUGCCCCCUUGGAGAUCCCCCUUCAGAGGCCCCCACAGGUAAAGAGAGGUGGGGAAGACAGCGGAGAGGCAGACAAGAAAAAGAAACCACGUCUGGAGGAUGAACAAGUUCAACAUGCUAAAAUGAACUGGAUCCACAAAAUUGAUGCAACAAGGGAAACCUCAGCGUUACAACAGAUAUCACGUUCGUCACUGCCUGAAGCCAUGCCCCUGGAGAAGAUUGCAGCCAUCAAGGCCAAGCGUCUUGCCAAGAAAAGGACCAUGAUCAAGGUGGACGAUGAGGUGGCUCCAGGUGCACUGGAACAGAGGAGCUUUGUGGAGGCUGAGGUUGACGUGACAAGGGACAUCGUCAGCAGGGAGCGUCUCUGGCGGACACGAACCAGUAUCUUGCAGAGUAAUGGAAAGACUUUUGCUGCCAAUGUGUUUGGAAUUCUUCAGUCUAUUAAGGCCCGCGAGGAAGGGAAGGAGAAACACCACACUGAACCCCACACACCCUCAGUGCCCCAACAGCGCGUCCCACCUGUUGCUGCCUAUAGCAGAUACGACCAGGAAAGAUUUAAAGGCAAAGAAGAAACUGAGGGAUUUAAGAUUGAUACCAUGGGAACUUAUCACGGAAAAACGCUCAAGUUUGUGACAGAAGGAGGCGGAGCCAAUCAGAAAAAAAUAGAAGAACGAGAACCACGACGCCAUGCAGCACCUCAACAAAACCAUGUAUCCCAUCACCCAGUACAACCCUCCACCCCUGUCACCCCGGGAUCUCGUCCAAUCUCCCAGGCCAGGCCCCCUCCAAACCAGAAAAAGGGGUCUCGGACACCCAUCAUUAUCAUACCUGCUGCCACCACCUCCAUCAUCACCAUGUUCAACGCCAAGGAUAUCCUCCAGGAUCACAGAUUUGUCAGCACAGAAGAGAAGAAAGCACAGGGCACCAAGCGUGACAAUGAAGUGUUGAUUCAGCGUCGAAAGGCUGGAAACUUGACUGUGCCAUACCGAAUCAUUGACAACCCCCUCAAACUCUCACCUGACGACUGGGACCGAGUUGUAGCAGUGUUUGUUCAAGGGCCAGCAUGGCAGUUCAAGGGAUGGCCCUGGGAUGGUGUUCCUGUAGAUAUCUUCUCCAGGAUCAAAGCUUUCCAUCUGAAGUGGGCAGAACUUCCAGUUGACACUAAUGUGAAGAAGUGGGAUGUGUGUGUCGUUAACCUGAACAGAAACAAACGCCAUCUUGACCGUGCAAACCUGCAACAAGUCUGGGAGAUCCUUGAUAAGUACAUGGCUAAACACAAGCCUCACCUGAGACACUGAGUUUAGAACAGCAUGAAGAUUAUAACACUGGUAAACUCGAGAGUUUACACAAAGGUUCAAUACUGACAGUACCAGAAAUAGUGAUACAAACCUUCUGGGAUUGUACUUGUGUUAUUGACUGGGACUCUGUAUGGCAGCUUGGCAGAUUGAGAUCCUCACCUGUUACUAGGAGAAUGAGAUACUAGAAGCUGUCCCUGACAUAACUAAUGUUCCCAGAUCUACGUACGGUUUUGUUAGACUUCGCUUUUUUGUACAGGUUUCAAUAUUGUGAUGGAUUAUUGAUUCACAGUCCCAUUAUCUGUAUCGAAGAUGUUUUGGACAGUGACAUUUCUAGAAGCAAGUCUAAUUUUCAUGGAAUGAAUUUGAAUGAGACAUUUACCUAAUUUCUCCUGCUGUAAUGUUACUGAAGAUUCACACAGACAUUUGUGUGAUAUUAUGAGUAUAAAUAUUGACUUGUGUCUCGGACACAUUUUGGCUUCCUAAAUUUACCAGUCCAAACAACUUCUUUAUCAGUGAUCUAUCAUCUAGGACAUGAUCAUGAUGGCGUGGUAAAUUUGCUAUCCCUGUCAAUUUCUUUAUCAGUGCUAUACAAAGUUGGGUAUUCAAAAAAUGAGGUCUUUUCAGAAUGAAGUAUAGCGUUUCUGAAUAGAAUGGUUAUGAUCAUGGAAAAAUGAAUGGUGGAAUGAUUCCAUUUAGAUUUCUUCGCUUCAAAUGAAUAUUGGGAUGCCUUUUCCACCUGUCGGUCGGCUGCCAGCGUUCAGGUUGAGGAAUAACUUAUGAACAUGGGUAUGCUUCACCUGUGCCACUGUAGCACUGUUUGAUCAAGGUGAUGAUAUCAUGUUUGACUGUUGGAGUUAUAAGUCCCAAACAGGUACUACCUUACAUAGGUAUAGGCUUGCACUCCAUUCAUUAGUAAGCGUGUGCUUCACUUUGUCCAGUACAUAUCCCAAAUACACUCGCCUACAAUUUAGUGACCUUUACUAAAAUCUAACCUUGUACUCCAAUAUAUACAGAGUUACCACCCUUUGAUUACUACAAAACUCUUUCUCCACAACAGAUUCCAUAUACUGUCAGCUUCCAUAUCAAAAUUUUGUAUGCAAGUACCUGUUGGGACGGAAGUUUCACACACUGAAGUCAGGUUUUGUAUGCGACUAUAUGAGAGUUAUGGCCCUUUGUACAGUUGAUCUGGAGGUGUGGGCUUAUGGAUAGUUUGGAAUACUAUUCCUUAAUGUAUCAUAAUUUCAUGGAAAAAGUCUUUUAUUUCACCUUUGUUUCAUGAUGUCCAUGUUUUCUAAAAAAAAAAAUGAGUUCGGAGGAGUUAUGGAAUAAUACACAAAUCAAUUUUACUAUACACAAUCUUUUGAUAUUACUUGAUUUUGUAUUUUUUUUCUAACAUAAUGCAAUGAAAAGAAAAUUAGAAUAUGUCAUCAUUUUCAUUGCUGAAUUUUGGUAAACUGGGAGCCAUGCAUAAAUAAAAGGGAAUAUUGGAUCUAAAUGAUAUACCUGGUAUAUACUAGUACAGGAAACAGUGCACAUUGAAACUGUUUUAUUUUUUUAAAACAUACGUGGACUGUUUACAUUUGGUUUUCUAAAGAAUACCAUUCUAUAUAUUGUUUGUUUAUAAUACAAUUCUGUGUAUUGUUUGUACAGAUUAUCGUUUGAUGUAUUGUUUGAAUGGUAAAUGUGCUGUAGUUGUGAAAUGAUUGGGAGAGUGAGGCGGUGAAUGUAUUAAUGUGUGUGUAUGUAGAAGUGUAUGUGUGUAUAUCGGUAGGGUGUGAUGAUAUCUCGGUAGAGACAGUGAGGAAGGUGUAGAGGUAAGCAGUUGUGUAUAAACAUAAUUAUGUACAAAUACAGCUGUUUUCAAAAAUAAAAUGUGCUUUUUUGAAAA